Molecule: messenger RNA, 5986 nt
Organism: Osmerus eperlanus (European smelt)
Lineage: Eukaryota; Metazoa; Chordata; Actinopteri; Osmeriformes; Osmeridae
Gene: myt1la
Product: myelin transcription factor 1-like, a
Exons: 22
Coding region: 125-4153 (1342 amino acids)
Biological process (GO): regulation of transcription by RNA polymerase II
Cellular component (GO): nucleus
Molecular function (GO): DNA-binding transcription factor activity, RNA polymerase II-specific; RNA polymerase II cis-regulatory region sequence-specific DNA binding; zinc ion binding
Source: RefSeq, a predicted model, not a curated record
AGAUCAUGACUGUGGAGGAGGAGAUUUGAAUAACCGUAGCUGAAAAGAAACCCAACUCGUGCACUUUGAGGAGGAGGAGAGGAUUAGUCUGAGGUGCUGCCACACCCUGCCUACGGGAUCCCAGAUGGAGGUGGAUGCGGUUGAGAAGCGUCAUCGAACGCGUUCCAAAGGAGUACGAGUUCCUGUGGAGCCAGCCGCUCAGGAGCAGUUCAGCUGUCCCACACCUGGCUGCGAUGGGAGCGGACACGUCAGCGGCAAGUACGCCAGACACCGAAGCGUCUAUGGCUGCCCCCUGGCGAAAAAGAGGAAGAGCCUGGAGAAGCAACCCCAGGAGCCGGCUGCCAAGAGGAGACCCUUCCUAAGCCCCCCAGAGGAGGAGUGCACCAUCUACUCCAGCUACCAGCCUGAACCCAUGGAGGUGGGGGAGGAGAAGGAGCAGGGGGAGGUGGAGGGGGAGGUGGAGGAGGAGGAGGAGGAGGAAGAAGUGGAGAGGGAGGGGGAGGAUGAAGGAGAGGAGGCUGAGGAGGAGGAAGCAUUCUCCGAGGAUAACGAGGAGCAAGUGGAGGAGGAAGAGGAAGGGGAGGAAGAGGAGGAGGAAGACGAGGAGGAGGAGGGAGGAAUUGCUAUACAGGAAGGGGCGGUGGAGGCGGGCCAGGUGGAGGAGGUGGCAGAGGAGGACGAGGAGGCAGAGGACGGGGAUGACGAAGAGCAGGAGGAAGAGGAGGAGCAAGAGGAGGAGGAGGGAGAGGACGACGAGCGCGAAGAAGAGGAGGAAGAUGAAGACGAGGAGGAGGAGGAGAGUCGUGAGCAAGUAAGGACUGAAAGGUCUAUCCUUCCUCUCCUGACAUUAGAGAACCGCUACAAAAAUGGUGGCCAAUCAAAGCUCCAGAUGGCGCAGAAGGACAACAACAACCCCGGCGGCGGGGGAGCGGGUGGAGUCAACGCAAACGGGGAGGACUACGAGAACUACGACGAGCUGGUGGCCAAAUCCCUCCUCAACCUGGGCAAGAUCGCCGAGGACGCUGCCUACCAGGCCAUGACGGAGUCGGAGAUGAACAGCAACUCCUCCAACAGCGCCGGGGAGGACGAGGACGAGGACGACGAGGAGGGCGGCGAGCGCUGCGGCCGCCAGGGGGAGCUGAGCGUGGACCUGGACAGCGACGUGGUUAGGGAGACGGUGGACUCUCUCAAGCUGCUGGCGCAGGGCCACGGCGCUGUGCUGCCGGAGGAAGGCUACCCGGAAGACGGCGCCGCCGCGGACGACGUCGGACGCGGCAACGGCCGUCCCGGCGGGGGUGCCAGAGGUCAGGGGGAGGAGAGCGAGGAGGAGGUGUGUCUCAGCAGCCUGGAGUGUCUGAGGAACCAGUGCUUUGACCUGGCCCGCAAGCUGAGCGAGACCCAGCCGUCGGAUCGCCCUGGCCAGCCUGCCCACCACCUCCAGCCCAACUCCGAGCACCACCACCAUCAGCACCACCACCACCACCAGCCGCAGCUGCAGCAGCAGCAGCAGCAGCAGCAGCUGCCAGCCCAGCUCCAGGCCCUCCACCUGCCCAGGUACGAGAGUUGCCAGCAGGCUCAACCAGAGGAGGCCCGCUCCCUGGAGCGCAGCUACUCGGACAUGGUCAACCUGAUGAAGCUGGAGGAGCAGCUGAGCCCGGCCUCCAGAGGCUACCCAGCCAGCUGCUCCCGGGACGGGGACGAGGACACCACGUCUGUGGCCUCCGACCGGUCGGACGAGGCCUUCGACAUGACCAAGGGCAACCUGUCCCUGCUGGAGAAGGCCAUCGCCCUGGAGUCUGAGAGAGCCAAGGUCAUGAGGGACAGGAUGGCCUCGGAGCACAGCACGGGCCGCAGGGAGCACCACCGUCACGGUCACGGGGAGCACAGCCCCCGGCAGAGCAGCGGGGCGGAGGAACGCAAGUCCAGAAUGCACCAUGAUGGGUCAAAGAGAGCAUACUACCCUAAAGAUUCCUCCAGGGGGGAAAAGAAGGAGAGCAAGUGCCCCACCCCAGGGUGUGAUGGGACAGGCCACGUCACGGGCCUCUACCCCCACCACAGGAGCCUGUCUGGCUGUCCCCACAAGGACAGGGUGCCACCGGAGAUUCUUGCUAUGUAUGAAAAUGUUCUAAAGUGUCCUACUCCUGGCUGUUCUGGGCGGGGCCAUGUCAAUAGCAACAGGAACUCCCACCGCAGCCUCUCGGGGUGUCCCAUCGCCGCCGCGGAGAAGAUGGCCAAGGUCCACGAGAAGAGCCACCCGUCGUGUGAGACGUCCAAGUCCAGCCAGGGUUCUGACCGCGUGCUGAGGCCAAUGUGCUUUGUGAAACAGCUGGAGAUCCCACAGUACGGUUACAAAAAUAACGUCUCCACCAGCACGCCACGCUCUAACCUGGCCAAGGAGCUGGAGAAGUACUCCAAGACCAGCUUCGACUACGGGGGCUUUGACGGCCCGCACCCCGUCUACGGGAAGAGAGGCCUGGCGCCCAAGGGACACGGACGGGAGCCCUCGCCCAAGGGAUACGAUGCCAAGCGUUACUGUAAGAACGCCAGCCCGGCCAGCAGCACGACGAGCAGCUACGCUCCGAGCAGCAGCAGUGUGAGCUGUGGAGGGGGAGGGGGCGGGAGCAGCGCCAGCAGCACCUGCAGCAAGAGCAGCUUCGACUACACGCACGACAUGGAGGCCGCCCACAUGGCCGCCACCGCCAUCCUCAACCUGUCCACGCGCUGCCGCGAGAUGCCCCACGGGCUGGGAGGCAAGCCCCAGGACCUCCUCUCGCAGAGUCCCGAUGGGGAAAUGGAUGACAGCAGCACUUUGGACUUGAGCUUGAGCCGACAGCCAGGGGGUCCGGAGGGCAGUGGUACGGUCCUGACGCCCCUGCAGCCCAUGUCCCCACAGCGCCAGGCCCUGCUCAACAGCAGGUGCUAUCAGAUGAAUGAGCCUGACUGCUGGGACCUGCCCGUGGACUACACCAAAAUCAAACGCAUCAACGAAGAUGACCACAAAGAGUCUGUGUAUUUCUCGCCCCAGACCGACGAGCUGGACCCGUUCCAGGACCUCUUGGAUGAGCAGCACUACCCAGGGGAGGUCACGAUCCCCAGCCCCAAACACAAGUACGCCCCCUGCAAGGAGAGCAAGAAAGAGCUCCUCUCUCUCUCCAGCUGCCAGCUAGCAGACAAAAACAUCCGCGGUAUGAUGACAACCAACUCUCAAGACCUCAAGUGUCCCACUCCUGGCUGUGACGGGUCAGGACACAUCACUGGGAACUACGCCUCACACAGGAGACCUUUCCCCUCCAGUCUGUCAGGUUGUCCACGGGCGAAGAAAAGCGGGAUCAAGAUACUGCACAGCAAGGAGGACAAGGACGACCAGGAGCCAAUCAGGUGUCCCGUCCCCGGCUGCGAUGGACAGGGUCACGUGACGGGCAAGUACGCGUCCCACCGCAGUGCGUCGGGCUGCCCCCUGGCGGCCAAGAGGCAGAAGGACGGCUACGUCAACGGCUCCCAGUUUGCCUGGAAGACGGGGAAGACGGACGGCAUGUCGUGCCCGACCCCGGGCUGCGACGGGUCGGGCCACGUCAGCGGCAGCUUCCUGACCCAUCGGAGUCUAUCAGGCUGCCCACGAGCCACAUCUGCCAUGAAGAAAGCCAGAAUGAGUGGUGUAGAAAUGUUGACAAUCAAGCAACGGGCGAGCAAAGGAAUAGAGAACGAUGAGGAAAUCAAACAGCUGGAUGAAGAAAUCAAAGAUUUAAACGAGUCAAACAAUCAAGUGGAAUCAGAUAUGAUCAAACUUAGAACACAAGUCCACCAGAUCACCACCAUGGAGACCAACCUCAAGUCUAUAGAAGAGGAGAACAAAGUAAUUGAGCAGCAGAAUGACUCUCUACUGCACGAGCUGGCCAACCUUAGCCAGUCCCUCAUCAACAGCUUAGCCAACAUCCAGCUCCCACAUAUGAAACCGGUGCCACAGAAAGAGGCCCCAGUUAAACAUAACUGCUGUUUACAGAUGCCCCACAGAGAACCAAUGAAUGAACAGAACUUUGACACUUAUGUGAGUACUUUAACAGACAUGUACACCCAUCAGGACCAAUACCAGAGUCCAGAGAACAAAGCUCUGCUGGAAAACAUCAAACAAGCAGUGCAAGGCAUCCAAGUGUAGCCGUCCAGCCUGCAGUCUAAGGCCCUUGGCCAAACCAAGAGAUGUUAAAGCAAAAAAGAGGAAAUGGAUUAUGAUUUUGCUGCUGUAAUUUACUGUAGUAUUUCUUUUAAAUUAAUUUAUUAUGCUGUUGCGCUCUGAGCUCCAUGUUUAUUCUUGUUUUGAUUAUUUUUGGCCAUGCUUAAAAAACAGUCAUUUAUGACAGAAGUUUCAAAGAACAUUCACGUUUUGUACAUUUUCAUAUGACCUUAUAUAAUGUGAUGUAAUGUUUAUAGCUGCUAAUGUAUGCACAUUCUAGUGUAUAUGUAUUUAUUAAUUGUAAGCUUGAAUCAUUCAUUAUUUUAAUGCUUAUUGACAAAAUAACAAAACUGAAUGCUACAGGUUUGAUAAAGAGGUGAGCUGAAGGGGAUUUGAGAAGCAUCAUUUUUAGAUCAGCUUCUCUCAGUGGAUGUGUAACACUUUUGGUGUGCGGAUUGUUUAAUGGGUGUAAAUUUAUCAAUUUUUGUAACAAUGUUUGAAAACUAUGUCUUCAGUGGUCAGUGUGGACACAAAUAAUUAUGUCUAUGUGUAAAUGAAGUAUGGGAAGACAAUGCGUAAACAUGAAGAUUUCAAACAUCAUGACACGGAAACUUAAUGGUGCAAAUCCCAUCAUCCAGAAUGGACUACUUCAUCAGUUUAAAAACUUUUAGUCUUCUGUGUUAUCAAAAUAAAACAUGUUUCAUUCAAACACAGAGGAAAUGAGAAAUGGCUACUGAAAUUGUAGGAGACAAUCUAGCAUUACAAAUUUAUUUUGAUCGUAAAUCUUAAAUAGAUAGUAGGUGAACUUAUCAGCAAUAUUGGUAUAAUAACAAUUAAAUCACUUCUUUAGAUAUGGGAUGCAAUCUAUAUAGAAUUGUUUGGGUAUAUGCAAUUUCUUAUGAAUAAAAUUAGCAAAGAGCUGAUAGAUCUUUUUACUAAAUGUAAAUGUAUUAAGUUUUGUAUAAAUCUUUUAAUACAAUCAUGUUUUAGGAAUUCAACAUGGGUGAUUGGUUCCAAAAUGAAAGAUGUAUAUGAGUUUCCUUCUCUCAUGUUAGAUUUUUGCACAGGGACACCCUUGUUUCCAUGUUUUGAUGUUUUUAUUGACGCUCUAAGAGGUACUUGAACGCUUCAGAUGAUGGCCAGAGGUUUUGUAGAUAUGUUCUCUUUCUAAUGGCUAGUGAUACACUGGAUUUACAGGGUCUAUGUCCCCAUGCAUCAUAGUAUAUUGCACUUGUUCAGUAGAAUUGUCUUUGCAAUCAUGCAUCUAAGUGUUUGAGCCACAAGAUAUGAUAUGAGCUUAAGAGCGCUUUUGUUAAUCUGUCAUAAAAGAUUUACUUGACUGGGGGCAAUUCAAGUCGUUAAACAUGGCUGAACAAUGACAUAGUCAGUGGCCAAUGUGUGGCCAUCAUUUUAUAUAAGACAUCCUCUGCAAAUGUAUCCAUAGCACUUAAGAAAGCAUUAUAAUGUGAAUGUCAUUGUCAGCCCCUGUAUAAUGCUUAUACUUUUAUAACAUCAGAAAUUUACCCUUAAACAUUAGUAACUGAAUAUCUUACCCAAAUUGGCAUUUUAACGUGACUAACAGUUGCUUAAGAGGACACUAAUAAUGGAUUAUACAUGUGUUUUAAUACAAUUUAUCAUGCAUGCACUUCAUUGGAGUAUGUCAAAAUUUUAUCCGUGGGUAAAUAACAAGGAUGAUUUGCAGCAAAGGACAUGUAGCUUUUGUGUGAGGCGAACAUGUGGCACCCAGCAGACUGAAGUGUGUGUGUGUGUGUGUGUGUGCGUGUGUGUGUGUGUGUGUGUGUCGGGGAGAGCAGACGU